This is a messenger RNA of Cimex lectularius (bed bug), 2344 nucleotides long. Its product is annotated as inositol-pentakisphosphate 2-kinase-like. Lineage: Eukaryota; Metazoa; Arthropoda; Insecta; Hemiptera; Cimicidae. The transcript is spliced from 2 exons. Gene Ontology annotation, biological process: inositol phosphate biosynthetic process. The coding region runs from base 984 to 2297 and encodes 437 amino acids. Gene Ontology annotation, cellular component: nucleus. Gene Ontology annotation, molecular function: ATP binding; inositol-1,3,4,5,6-pentakisphosphate 2-kinase activity. The record is from RefSeq and is a predicted model, not a curated record.
GGCAUAUCUUUGAUUUGUCUAUACUUAUUGAAAUGCCAGGGUAACCCUUAUGUCUGCAGAUUCUGGCUUUUAGACAUAAAUUUGGUUUUAUGUGGUUUUCUAAGCCACCAGGAAUAGACGAACAGUAUGACACAGUAGUUUUCUUUCCAUGGCGAAAAACAAAAUAAUUCCAUUCUAACAAUGCGAUGAUUCACCGAUGGUUCGGAGAUAAAUGUCCUAUCUGGACAUUUAAGUUUAUAACAAAGUAAAUCAUGGAAUCAAAGUUGAGUCAGCCAUGAACGUUGUAUCGAAUUGGCCCUUUCUGUGAAGAUUCCGACAAAAGUGACAAUCAUCGACUCCCAUUUGUACAAAUGGAAAGUAAACGGGAAUGUUGGAGUAAGGCGUCACGUUAAAGUGUGCGCAAAGAAGCGAGGAGUGCGCAAGACUUGUCUUCAAUUUCUAACGGAUAAGUUCCCUUUAUUCUGUUAUUUUCUUUUAUUCUCAUCAAGUGAAAGUGCAGAAUAUAAGUAUAUAAUUUUCAGAUUCUUUGAACUUUUAGGCUCCAAAAGGCCGUUAACAAUCGGAUUGAAAGAGAACUAAAUGAAGAAUUAUGUAUGCGCACUCUUUGCCGUCCUUACCCAACAAUUAUCAGUAAAAUUAAAAAAAAAAAUUAAAAAGUAUGAAAACAAAAGUUUUUGAAAAAAUGAAAUUUGAACAAUUUAUUGGUGUACUUUGUUAACAUUACAACUUAUACUGGUGUAACGUGCAAAUAAGGCAAGAGUGAGUGGAUGGAUAUGUAAUUUAAAAAAUUAUAUAUUAAUGCUCUGCUUAAAAUUAAUUAACAUAACGCUAGUUUUUUUAAAUGAGUAAUUUAUUGUAUGUUUUGAUAAUUUGUGUUAUUUGUUCUGACAAUAUUAAAACAUCACAUCGGCUAGUGAAUUUUGGAAAAUUUUCAAAGAUAAGUCUGAUUGCAAAACCUGAGUGAAUACAAUGCUAGUUUAUUGAUGAGUGUAAUCAUGAGAGAAAACAAAGAACCUGUGAUUUUAACUUUGAAGAAUUUGAAAUGGAUGUACCGUGGCGAAGGAAACGCGAAUUUAGUGAUUUCUCUCCCCGAGAAGAAAGUUAUAAUUAGAAUGCAAAAGUGUGUAUAUGACGUUUCAAUAAAUAAAGACUUACUGGAGGCCAAGUUAGUUAAAGACGUUCAGUUUCACAAGAAUAUAAUGGCACCACUUUUAGGAAGGACGUUCGUCCAUGCUCCAGUUCUGGCUAGGAUAUCUGAAAACGAAAUAGCAGAGAUCAACAAUUGCCUUUAUGUAAUCCGUCCUAAGUUUAGAUUGAAUAAAGGCGUUAGAUGCAGCCUUGUCACCUGCCAUCCAGAUUACACACGUCUUUCACCGAAUCUUUCCUACGAUUUUGGACUCUCGCUGCCUUUUCUGAAUGAGAAUUCGACUUACUGCUUUGAAAUCAAGCCGAAACAGGGUUGGACGCAUCCUGCAGACCGGCAACAAACGAAGUGCGCUUUUUGUGGCCACCAGUACCUAAAGUUUAUGAAGAAAAGGAUAUUAAAGUUGAGCAAAUACUGCCCGUUGGACUUAUUCUCAGGUGAUGUAAACAGGAUGAAAAAAGCGCUGAAGAAUCUCUUAGCAACACCUCAAAAUAAUCUUAAAAUAUUCAAAAAUGGUGAUGUGAUUUAUAGUGAAGACUGCACUAAUGAUUUUGUCGAUACGCUAAGAGAAUUUUUGAGAAGCACUGAGCUGAAUCCUGAAGCGAUUCUUGAAACCUGGAGCUCCAUCAUGCAAGAGGCACUGACAAAACCGUUGACUGAAGAUUCGCCUCUUCCCACCAUUGUCGACGAUGCCGUCGGAAGUGAUACCUCUUCUUCGUAUACAGGCUGUGACUGGAAUUACGUCGCUCUGCCUAAAAACUGCGUACUCCACAGGAUCCUCACGGUUCAGAAAUUGCAAAAAACAAAUUUUAACAGCGUAUACAAAGCGUACAGGGAGAAGUGCGAGUUCGAGGGGGAUUAUGACUAUGUUAACAGGCUUUUGACUUCGUUCAAUGACUUAGAUCCGAUCCAAAGAUAUCUGUUGUCAGUCACAGCAAAAGACUGCUCUAUAUUUUUAUCCUUUCAACUCUGCCAGGAUAAAAUAGACAAUUCCUACCAUUACGUUACAUUCGACAGGGUGCAUUACAGGCUAAAUAUAGGAAUUUCAGAUAUUGACCCAAAACCCCUGUCUUGUUUAGAAAAGCAUUACAGAAGAGAUAAAGAUGUUCUUUCGGCCAUACGGUUUUUAGAAAAUUCUAAAAUUAUUGUGUAGGGUUUAAAUUAUAUAGACAUAUUAAAACAAAAAACUGAAUAAUUUUA